AUGUCUGAAAGUCUGAGAAGUCGUUUGAUAAAUCCUACUUAUCAAAAUAAAUUUAUUAAUCAAUUAGAACAACAAUUUACUAAUAUUACACAGUUAUUAUAUACGACUAGUGUAUCAUGUACUGAACUUGAUCGAAGAGUAUUACCCUAUAUUGCUGAUGAUAUUAUUUUUAAAGAUCCGUGGCAAGAAGGUAGCAGUAAACAACUCUAUCGAAUUGGAAUGAAGGGUUUCCACAAUAUGUUUCAUUUUACAUUUGAUAUAUUUCAAUUAAAUGUUAAAUUGAAUAAUGAUAAAACUACAGGUCGUUGUAUUGUUGAUGGUAUUAUGAAUUUAGAACAAUUUUCUUGGAUUUAUACAUAUCCAUUACGUUCAAUAUUGACUUAUGAAUUUCGUUUAUUGAAUAAUGAAAAUGAUGAUGAACCACAAUUUGAAAUAUUUCGACAUGAAGAAAUGUGGUCAGUGGCAGAUAUGAUUGUUGGAAUACCUGGUGUUGGAUGGUUAUAUCAAAAUAUUUUUCGUCGAGGAUUUGGUUAUUUUUUUGUUGGUCUUUCAGCAUUGAGCUGUUAUUUUCAUGAUCAUAGUAUCAAAACAAAUAAGAAGAAAGAAUAA
Messenger RNA from Rotaria sordida, 609 nucleotides. Lineage: Eukaryota; Metazoa; Rotifera; Eurotatoria; Philodinida; Philodinidae. The record is from the annotation of a GenBank genome assembly.